CAUACAUGAACCUCACCACCACCAUAACACAGAACCUCGGAAGAAACCAGCGCAUAUGGAGAACAGCCAGGCUGAAUCCAGACAUAAAUCAUCCAAAGAAGGAAAGGAUCCUCACACUUCUAAAUACAAACCUUCCGUAAAAACCUACCAGGAUAAUGAUGUGCCUUCUCAUCAGAACCAACAGAGGACACCAAAUCGGCAUUACCAGGAAAAACAAGACAACAAAGAUCACAAAUAUGAACAUGAAGGAACCCAAAAUUAUAAAUCUACUAAAUAUCACUUCCACAAAGAUAGAGAUGAACAUGGGCACAAAAAGUUCAAUCCACGAUAUGAGGAGGAAGUGGAACUUAAUAACCAUCAUGUGGAGAAGGGGUCCAACUUUAAAAAGGAGCAGAAUUAUCACCAGCUGGACCGCAAAACCUACAAACCUCAAAAUGAAAAAAGAGAAGGGGAUGCCGAUGGCUACAAGCACAAAAAGUAUGAUACAGAUGAUGAGAGUUGGUCACAAAGCCGCCAUAAAAAGAACAAGGAAGAAGUGGGACAUCAGAAGUAUGAUGACCACAAGCCAACGUUUGAGAGUAAUGGAAAGCCGGAACAAGGUCAUAAGGCUAAAUACACAUCACCCCACACUCAGAAUGAGCGAGAUGGAAAGCCAGUAAACCUUCAAGAUCACAAACUUCACAAGCAGAAGCAUGAAAAAGAUAUGUUUAACAAACAUCACAAAAUGUCUAAAGAACAUCAUGACCAUUCUAACGUUUACCAGAAAUCUCCAGAAAAAAAGCCUUGGAAGGAAUCAAGAAAUCAUGAACAUGGACCAGAUGAGUUCUCCUAUAAUAAAGACAGGAAGGCUUUCCACCAUUAUUCUUCCGAUCUAAAAUAUAAUCAGGACAGAAACAAAAAUCACCACAAGGCUUCUAACCACAAGUGGCAGAAGGAAAAUCCACGUGACCAUAAACACAACAUCAACACUGAUGGCGACAACUAGCGAAGAGACCAGGAUCACAAACGCAGAGAGCACUGGUAACGAGACUGACCUGUAUGAAAUUCAUCAAACAAUAGCCUUUCUAUCAGCCCAACAUUUUAAAAACAUGAUUUCAUAUUCCAAUUCUAUAUCUGAACACCCAACAAUUCAUUUUAUUUUUCAGUUGUUUUAGGUACUGUAAUUAUUUGAAAGUCUCUCACCAGUUUUUAAUCUUAGAUCCACCAAGCACUUUGACCCAACGUAUAUUGUUUAUUCACUGGUCUUUCGAAUGGGGAGGGUACAGUGAAACCCCCAUUCAAAUUGCACUUUGGCCCCUUUAUCGCUUUUUUAUAUAUUUAUAAACUUUUUUUUUUCUUUUUUUGAGAGCACUGAUUCUCUUUUCUGUCCAUCCUCCUGCCCAGUCAGUACCUCUGAGAACCAGUGGUCAUUUGGAAAUCGAUAUUGCCCCAAUAAUAGACUGCACUGUAAAUAUCUAGUCUCCUUCAUGCUUGCAACCACUGACUGCGUCUAUUUUGAGAUGGUCUUUUUUUUUUGUCUUCUCCUGCGCUGAGAUGUUUCUGUAUAUAGAUACGAGGACCUGACUUAACUCACACUUUUUCCUCUACGACCAGUGCUUUAGAAGAAAAUUUCCAACAGUGGCUGCAAGAUAUCGAGUCUGCUCUGCCAUUACCUGCUGUAUUGUCCAAGUCUGAGGUUUCUGUGUGUCUGUGUGUGUAUUUAAUGUGCCUUAAUUUAUGAAGGAUAAAAAAGGAAAGUAGGUUUCAUAAAUAGGAUCUCUUAAUCCACUCCUUAGUCAUGUUUGGUCAAAUCCAAAUUCAAGCUUUGGAAUCCCUUUCUCAUGAAGAUAGAAUAAGCUGUGCUUAGUUAAAGAAUAAAAAUACACUCCUGAUCUGAUGUUAAAUAAUACUUUUGUCAUUUGCAUGCCAUAUCUAGCCUUCCUACCAUCUAAGAUCGCUCCCACCACUGCGCUGUUGUGGACACAAAGUGCUGGUCACUCUGUUGCAGAAUGAUUAAUUUGCUAGUGGCAGAUACACCGUGGGUUUAUGUUGCCAAAGUACUUUGGUGUUUGAUUUUACUGGUCGGGUACUUUACAAAUCCAUUAAUAACUCCGCUCACUUUUUAAUAAAAAGUCUCUAAAUGUAAGUCGCUGAACUCAGAUAUACCUUACCUGGUAUUUUAUAAGCAGCUAUGAAGAAAAGGGCAUACUGAAAGAUACAUUUUCAUUUAGCGCAGAAGAGGACUGGGCACACUGUUCGGCAGGUAUGACCCCCAGCAAUUAUUUAAGGCCAAUUUUUCUUAAAGGGACAUUCUACUGAGUGAAACUGUUUAAUUUUAAUAUACAUACUGCCUUAAAUGUGUGGUUUAAUAUUUAUAAUCUGCAAAAGCAUGUGUGCGUCCUGCUAAUUUCACCGUGCCAGAAGGUUUCAACAGCUUGUUGUUUUGUUAUGCUUUUAAUUUAUGCUUUUUCUAAUUUUAUUUUGUGGCACAUAUGACUGUAUUUGUGAGUGUACACUGGAUUGUUUUAUUUUCUAAUUGUGUGUUUUCAGACUUGUUUUGUAGUGAAUUUGUCAUCCAAACCGUACGUGUCACAGGUUUGUACAGCUUUAACAAAAAAAGAAAUAUAUUAUUAAUGGUUUUGAGUCAGGGAUGCUCUGACAUCAACCCAACAGCCGGAGGAGGAAUUGUCUCAUGUUUCGCAUUACAUUGAUGAGGUCACAUUUAUAACCGGUCUGUAGCUUGUUGAUGAUGUCACAUUGAUGGUGGGGAUUUAGCCAUUACUGUUAUGCUGUUUAAUAUGUUCUCUAACACAUUCUGUGAGUAUCUAUAAACCUGACACACGGAUUGUUUAAAUAAUGUGUUUUCGUUAACUCCUUACCUAUCAGCGAGGUAAUUUGUUUUUGUUUUGUUUUUUUAUUGUAAUCCCUACGCUGCAGGGGAUAGCUAAAGCACUUUUAAGAUGAAGAUUAAAAUUUAAAAAUUAAAAGCUA
This is a messenger RNA of Pelobates cultripes (western spadefoot toad), 2970 nucleotides long. The record is from the annotation of a GenBank genome assembly. Lineage: Eukaryota; Metazoa; Chordata; Amphibia; Anura; Pelobatidae.